Messenger RNA from Scedosporium apiospermum, 924 nucleotides. RefSeq lists its product as uncharacterized. NCBI's taxonomy places the organism in Eukaryota, Fungi, Ascomycota, Sordariomycetes, Microascales, Microascaceae. Gene Ontology annotation, cellular component: nucleus; cytoplasm. The record is from RefSeq and is a predicted model, not a curated record. Gene Ontology annotation, molecular function: RNA binding. The transcript is spliced from 6 exons. The coding region runs from base 1 to 924 and encodes 307 amino acids.
AUGUCUGUCGCCUCUAAGAACCCUUUUGGCCUCCUCAGCGAGGAUGGUGAAGCCCCUGCUGUCGUUGUGAAGGGAGGUGAUGCGAACACCCGUGGUGCUAAGACCGAAACUUCGGCUCGGGGAGGCAACACCGGACGUCGUGGCUACUCUGGUAACGAGGCUGCGUUCCGUGACCGUAAUGCAGGCAGCGACCGCAACCGAAACAAGGGUACCGAUGACGGCACGCGAGGCCCUCCCAGGGGCGGCUACGGCGCUCGUGUUCGUGGAGGACGUGGCUCUCGCUACCCUCGCGACCGUGACGACCGUCACGCCAAGAACAUCGCUCCUGGUUCCGAAAAGCAGGCUGCUCAGUCCUGGGGCGCCGCUGAGGGCGAGGCCGAGCUGAAGGACGAGGUCGCUGGCGAGGAGAUCGCUAAGACCGAGGCUAAGGCUGAAGGCGAGGGUGAGGCCAAGGAGGCCGUCGAGCCCGAGCCUGAGGACAAGCACAUCUCGUACGAGGAGUACCUCGCCCAGCUCGCCCAGAAGAAGCUGGCUCUCGAGGGUCCCUCCCAAGUCCGACAGGCCAACGAGGGUAGCAAGCUUGAUAAGAAGUGGGCCAACGCCAAGCCCCUCGUCAAGGACGAGGACGACGACUUCAUCUCCGCCUCCGGCGCCGGCAAGGCCAAGCGUGAGCGUGAGCGAAAGGUCAAGCAGGUUGUCGAGAUUGACCAACGCUACGUCGAGCCUGAGCGAACUCGCGGUGGACGUGGUGGACGUGGCGGUUCCCGUGGUGGCGCUCCCCGUGGCGCUCCCCGCGGUGGCCCCCGAGGUGGUGCUCGUGGACGUGGUGAUGGCCCUCGUGGAGAGAACGGCCGUGGCCGUGGCGGUAAGGACGUCACCAUCAAUACCAACGACCAGCAGGCCUUCCCCUCGCUCGGCAAAUAA